This is a messenger RNA of Strongylus vulgaris, 413 nucleotides long. Lineage: Eukaryota; Metazoa; Nematoda; Chromadorea; Rhabditida; Strongylidae. The record is from the annotation of a GenBank genome assembly.
AUGUUAAAGGACGGUCCUCUCGAUUUCCUGCGUUCGGAUCCAAUCAACUGUCAGAGCCAAACUGAAAACACGCUUUCUCUAAGGUUUUGGAAGACUAAAGAAGUAGAACUUGAAGCAUGCGCUGUGUCUUUAAUGGGCGAAGCAAUCGAAUGCCAUGGGUUACCAUCAGAGAUGAGCCCAGCACCAGUCUCCGUGUCCUUCACCAAUGCUGCCAAGAAUUUUGUGAUUAUUCUUCGCGUAAAAUCAUUCAAUCGCGAUUUCGACUCAGUUGUGAUCAUUGACGACAUUUCCUAUCGAGCAACAUUGUGCAGCGAUGCGUUAAGCGUGUUCGAUUUGGGAGAACACUUCCUUAGUACCCCAAUGCUUAGCUUGUUGCUGAAUAGGAACGUCAAUUCAGCUAAGGUAGUCUAACC